Cryptosporidium ubiquitum is the source of this 603-nucleotide messenger RNA. Its product is annotated as thioredoxin domain-containing protein. The record is from RefSeq and is a predicted model, not a curated record. NCBI's taxonomy places the organism in Eukaryota, Apicomplexa, Conoidasida, Eucoccidiorida, Cryptosporidiidae. Gene Ontology annotation, cellular component: cytoplasm. Gene Ontology annotation, molecular function: oxidoreductase activity. The coding region runs from base 1 to 603 and encodes 200 amino acids. The transcript has a single exon.
AUGAUAAUAUGUUUAGGUCCACUUUGCAUCCCAAUAUGGAAUAUUGUUCUGUUCCUAUUUGCUCUAAUCGGCCCAUUAACAAGGUUUUUUAAGAAGAUUUUCUUUAGAAAAGACUCAAUUGGAGAAGACCAUGGUGGAUUAAGAAUGAUUAAUCAUGGAAAGAUCCUAGAAGAGAACGAUCUGAUUAAAAUUGGCCUGGAGCCUCAUUUUGUAAAGGAAAGUUAUGAGAAAAUCUUGAAAAUAGUGCAAUCUCAUACUUUUUUUGAGCUUGAAAGCAUUAAUGAAUGGGAAAUUUGUAAACUUUUGGGAAAGAAUUUGGAGUUACCCAUAGUGAUAGAUUACUACGCAGAUUGGUGCAACCCAUGUAAAAAAAUCUCCCCCAUUUUUAAUAACUUAUGUAAAGAAUAUGAAGGUAUAUUUAUAAAGAUUAACUACGAAAAUCAUAAUAAUUUUUGCAAUGAUAUGGGUGUUCUCAGCCUUCCAACUUUCCACUACUGGGUAUUGACUGAUAAUUCCUACACCUUAGUAGAAAAAUUGGAAAGAUCAGACCCUAAAGAAUUAGAGAACCUACUAGUAAAAAGUAAAUUUAAAAAUAUAAAAUAA